AUAUGUGUGUGUGUGUUUAUUGUGCCCCCUUACUGAGGCACAGUCGCCGUCACUCGCAGACACACACGGACUCAUCGCAAGUGAAAACCCUAAAAGCAAAGCCAAUCACGUACACUAUUUCAGCUUUUCCCCCGCGGGAUACCUUUACCUUAAUUUGCCUCUACGUUAUUCCCAGAUCCUAGGGUUUCCUUUCCAUAAUAUGCUCCGCCCCUGUGUUUUCCUCUCCCUCCGCUAAGUCUCGGAUUGCUAUGCUUUGUUGGCCUGUUCUAUUUGUGGUAUUCUGAUUUCUCGUCUUAAUUUUGAUUUUAGUCUGGUUGAUUUGGCCUCGCAGGUGAGACCUAUGAACUUGGAAUCAGGUACUCUUUGCUUCCCUUCGUGUUAGCCAGAUGUGGAUUUAGCAUUACACCGUCUUCGAGUUCAAAUCAAGCAAAGUCACAUUGGGGUUUUAUUAAUUUCUUUAUUUCUUCGCAUUUGGAUUUAAUUUAGCGGUUGAUAUAUUGGGGGUUUGAGGUGGGUAUGUCGGGUAAGGAGGAUGCUUCGUCCGGUGGUGGUAGUAUGGGUUCGUGGGCACCAACCCAGGCUUCUGAUGCACGGAAAACAUAUUGGCGAUCAGCAUCUUGGUCCUCCUCCCGCACGACCUUGCCUCCAUUGAACACUGACAAUGAUAGAGAUCUUCCAGAUCCUAGUGGCAGUAACGGUGGACAAGGUAGGCGGUUACCCGCGCCCUUAACCCCUCGAUCCCAACAGAAUUGUAAGGCUCGGUCAUUUUUGCCCCCUUUACAACCUUUGGCAAUUGCUCGCCGGAGCUUGGAUGAAUGGCCAAAGGCAGGGUCAGAUGAUAUUGGGGAAUGGCCUGUUCCCACAACUCCUGGUGGAAGAGAUUUGAGCAAGAGUGGGGAGAGGUUAAAGCUCGAUUUGUCGACAAUACAGAGAAGCUCUGACAAAAAUGGUGGGCUUGUUAAGAGGGAGAAGAUUGCAUUCUUUGAUAAAGAAUGUUCCAAGGUGGCUGAACACAUAUAUCUUGGUGGGGAUGCAGUUGCAAAAGACAAGGAUAUACUCAAACAGAAUGGCAUUACGCAUAUUCUUAAUUGUGUUGGUUUUGUUUGCCCCGAGUAUUUUAAAGAUGAUUUUGUGUAUAGAACACUAUGGUUGCAAGAUAGCCCCUCAGAAGAUAUCACUAGCAUACUCUAUGACGUAUUUGAUUACUUUGAAGAUGUCAGGGAACAAUCUGGAAGAGUUUUUGUUCAUUGUUGUCAAGGGGUUUCUAGGUCUACCUCUUUGGUAAUUGCCUACCUUAUGUGGAGAGAAGGGCAAAGCUUUGAUGAUGCUUUUCAGUAUGUGAAAGCAGCUAGAGGGAUUGCUGAUCCUAACAUGGGUUUUGCUUGUCAGUUGUUACAGUGCCAGAAAAGAGUACAUGCUUUUCCUUUGAGCCCCAGUUCAUUAUUGAGAAUGUAUAGGAUUGCUCCACAUUCUCCGUAUGAUCCCUUGCAUCUAGUCCCCAAAAUGUUGAAUGAUCCUUCUCCAUCUGCUCUGGAUUCUAGAGGUGCAUAUAUCAUUCAUAUACCGUCAGCUAUCUACGUUUGGUUAGGUAAGAAAUGUGAGGCCAUCAUGGAAAGGGAUGCCAGAGGAGCUGUUUGCCAAAUUGUUCGGUACGAGAAAGUGCAGGGGCCAAUAAUAGUGGUCAACGAAGGGGACGAACCACCAUAUUUUUGGGAUGCUUUCUCCAAUCUUCUACCGUUGAUGGAUAAAUCUAGCAAUGGGGUGGAUGUAGUUGAGUCAUCCACUAAAAUUUGCCCAGGUGAGAGAAAAGUGGAUUCCUAUGAUGUAGACUUUGAGAUAUUCCGGAAAGCAAUCAAGGGUGGCUUUGUGCCUCCAUUCUCAUCAUCUGAGACUGAGCAUGAAACCCAUCUUCCUGCAAGAGAAAGCAGUUGGAGUGAGCUGAGGCGUAAGUUUGCUUCUGGCAAUAUGAAGGACUUUGUCUCAUCUUCAAAAUCUGCACUCUCCAGAGUCUAUCCAGAUUCCCUGUUGAUAGCAGGUGUAGAUAGUACUGUGACCAAAUCUAAAGAUUCUAAACAUUCUUCUGUAAAUUUGUUGUCAUCUGCAUCCCCAUCAUCCGAAUCAUUGUCAUUGUCGUCAUCCUCUUCAUCUUCUUCCCCUCAUUAUCUCUCCCCAGACUCAGUUUCUUCUGAUUCAAGCAUUAGUUCUAAGUACUUAUCUGAUUCUCCUGCAUCAUCUCCCUCAACAGGACCAUCUUCCUAUCCACUAUCUUCAACAGUGUCUAGUUUCUCAAAUUUGUCACUUCUCUCAUCCAAACUUUCUCCUCGAUCCAUAACUAAAACAUCUGAAUUUAUUGAUGUGAAUUUUACUUCAAGGUCCCGCUCUCAAAUGCUGUCUUCACUAUCUAAAAGAUCUCCACUUUCUAUUGCUGAGCGUAGAGGUAGCUUGUCAAAGUGUCUCACCUUGCCAGUAAGGGCUGAUGAUUCAAGGGAAAAAGAUUUCUCCUCAUCUUAUCUUACUAACAAACAUGAUUGUAACAGUAGAAGCAUCAGCACCUCUAUUUGUGAACCACAUAAAACAGAAAAUCUUUUAGAGCACCCGCCCGAGGAAGGAUACGAGUCACAAGCAUCCUCAUUUAGAGUAGAUGGUGUUGAUUCAUGUGAUGAGAAAUCUGCUUGUAUCAAGGCUUCUGAUGAGCCUCGUAUAAAUCAUCAACUGGGGAAGAGGUUGUCUGUAUUUACUGACCCAUUGGCCAGUGGUUCAGCAUGUUGUGACCCAAAGAAAACGGUGAUAUGUCGCUGGCCCAGCAUGGAAAAAGUUGUGACAUUUGGUGCUGGUGAUUUGGAUACUGAAGCUGUCUUCAUUUUUAUUACUCCAAGUACAAGUUUAGGCAAAAGUAAGGACAAAAUUCUGUAUUUUUGGAUAGGAAAGUCUUUUAAUCAUGAUAAAAGCAAGAUUCAGCUAGGUAGAAGGGGAGAGUUAGAUGUUCUAGGAGAUAUUGACUGGAAUCAAGUUAGUUCUGACGUUCUCGCUCAAAUGGGUCUGCCAGAGGGAACUGACAUUAAGAUAAUUAAGGAAGAUGAAGAGCCAGUGGAAUUCCGUGAUUUGUUGAGCUCUUUGUGAGCAAAAGGAAUUGUGAAGAGAUUUUGCAGUCUCAAUUUUCUGACUUCUUUUCAGAUUUUUCAGCAUGCAUAGUUUUCCGUGCAACUUUUUUCCAGCAUAGCAAGGAACUGCCUGACAAAACAAUGAAGGAGGUACUGAGCGGUGAAUCCCUUGAUUGUACAGUUGUUCCAUGACAAAAGCAAGCAUUUGAUCCUACUGACAGUACUGAAUGUCCAUGUGUAUAUCUUGGUCCUACCUACAGCCACAGCCACAACCACAGCCUCUGUCUGUCUCUGUCUCUGCAUUUUCUUGAGCUUGUUAAAUGUUCAUAGACACUAGUACUACUAAUAUUGUUUGUAAUUGGUGGGGACUGGAGAGAGUUUUUUUUUUUUUUUUUUGGGG
Messenger RNA from Diospyros lotus (date-plum), 3501 nucleotides. RefSeq names its product protein-tyrosine-phosphatase MKP1. Gene Ontology annotation, molecular function: protein tyrosine/serine/threonine phosphatase activity. The record is from RefSeq and is a predicted model, not a curated record. Gene Ontology annotation, biological process: protein dephosphorylation. The coding region runs from base 517 to 3120 and encodes 867 amino acids. Lineage: Eukaryota; Viridiplantae; Streptophyta; Magnoliopsida; Ericales; Ebenaceae. The transcript is spliced from 3 exons.